Messenger RNA from Clupea harengus (Atlantic herring), 4321 nucleotides. RefSeq names its product atrial natriuretic peptide receptor 1. Gene Ontology annotation, cellular component: plasma membrane. NCBI's taxonomy places the organism in Eukaryota, Metazoa, Chordata, Actinopteri, Clupeiformes, Clupeidae. Gene Ontology annotation, molecular function: protein kinase activity; peptide hormone binding; guanylate cyclase activity. The record is from RefSeq and is a predicted model, not a curated record. The transcript is spliced from 26 exons. Gene Ontology annotation, biological process: intracellular signal transduction; cGMP biosynthetic process; receptor guanylyl cyclase signaling pathway. The coding region runs from base 70 to 3093 and encodes 1007 amino acids.
GGAUCUUGCUUGAAAACAUCUCUCCUGCUGCUGUUGUACGUGUUACUGAGCUCGAGCUCAAAGUUCACCAUGUUGCUGUCCAUGCCCAACACCUCCACAGUCUUCAGUGUGGGUCGCAUCGGGGCAGGAGCCCUCAUCGCCAUGGACACCGUCAACAGCAGGCCAGAUCUGCUGCCAGGUCAUCAACUAGACUACCAGUAUGUGGAUGAUGAAUGUAAUGAUUUGAAAGGCCCUGGGAAAAUAGUGGAGCUUCGGUACAGAAACAAUUACAGCGCCCUCAUCGGUCCCGCCUGUUCACAGGUUUGUGGAGUGACCUCCAAACUGGCUGCGUUCUGGAACAUUCCUGUGGUCAGCCCUGUGUGUGCAGACCAGCAGUUUCUGGACAAAGAGGCUUACCCCACUCUCACCAGGGUGUUCGGUCCCUUCACAAAGAUGGGCUCCUUCUUUGUUGAGAUCUGUAAGGAAUUUGGCUGGCGGCGCAUCGGGAUCAUCCAUGAUAAUAACACGGGGUGGACUAUCCCUGCUGAGGGGAUCAGGUACCAGGCAGAAAUCAGUAACAUCACUAUCGCCAAAUACCUGGAACUGAAAGGGGAUUCCUCCCUCGCACAAGCUCAGGCUCUGGCAGAGAUGGCUGAAGUUGCAAGGAUCAUUGUGAUUUCAGCUCGAGGAGACGUUGUGCGGAGGUUUCUCAUAGAGGCCCAUAGAAAAGGCCUCACCAAUGGAGAUUAUGUCUUCUUCUGCUUUGAACCAUACAAACACGAAGACAUGUUUGGCAACUUUGACUGGGAGCAAGGAGAUGCGUACGAUUCUGUGGCAAAGCUGGCUUACCAGGCCCUGUUUGUCCUCUCCCUGUACAAGCCCAGCGAUGACAAAUACAGGACGUUUAACGAAAAGGUCAAACAAAGGGCCGAAGAGGACUUUGGUUAUGUCUACUCUGAUGAAGAAGAGGUGUCUGUUUUGGCUGCAAUAGCACAUGAUGCGGUGUGGCUGUAUGCCCAGGCACUGAACGAAAGCUUGGCAGAAAAUGGAGACCCAUAUGAUGGCUUCCGUAUCACCCGCAGAAUGUGGAACAGGACCAUUACUGGUGUCCAAGGAGAUGUGACGAUGGAUUCAAAUGGUGACCGUGAAUCUGCAUACAUGAUGAAACAUAUAGAAGUCAGCAGUGGAGCUUUUAAAGUGAUCGCUAACUACUCUGGGACAAAGAAGGUAUAUGAAUCUGUGAGAGGGGUCCACAUUCUGUGGCCGGGGGACCAGACCAACCCCCCUAAGGACACACCUCAGUGUGGGUUCAAGGGGGAGCUCUGCAUCUACACCGACAGGAAGUUUAUCAUUGCUGUGGGGCUCAUUUCUGGCUUAUUGGCAGCAGGGACUCUUGCUGUCUGUGUCCUGUACAGGAAGUACCGUCUGCAGGAGGAGGUGUCCAUGAUGCUGUGGAGGAUCAGCCCAGGUGAAGUGAGCCUGAUGGAGCUGCAUUCCCCCGCUACAGCAGCUAUGGUUCCAUACCUGAGGUCCAGAGCCAUGCAGGCUUCUGUGGAGUCCCUCAUGGGAAGCGUGAAGGACCAGUGCUCCUCUCACAGGCCUGCCGUCUAUAAAGAGAAUGUGUGUGCGGUGCGUCUGCUUGGCGUGAGGAGUGUGAGUCUGAGCAGUGAGCUGCAGACGGAGCUCAGACAGUGUAGGGAUUUAACACACAGAAACCUCUGCAGCUUCAUAGGGGCUUGCCUGGAGCCUCCCCAGCCCUUCCUCCUCACUGAGUACUGUCCCAAGGGCAGUCUGCAGGACAUUUUAAAGAGUGAGUCCAUCAAGCUGGACUGGAGUUUUAAGUACUCCCUUCUGCUGGAUAUUGUGAAGGGGAUGGACUACCUGCACUGCAGUCCGCUUCGCUCCCAUGGCCACCUGACCUCCAGAAACUGCGUCGUGGACAGCCGCUUCGUGCUCAAGGUCACUGACUUUGGGCUGGGCCCCCUGAGGCGGGCCGCCUCCACAGUCUCCCCCGACAGCCUUGGAUACCAGCAGGCCCUACUGUACAGGGCCCCAGAGCUGCUGAGAGAGAGCACGCCUCCUAAUGGCACCCAGAAGGGUGACGUGUACAGCUUCAGCAUCAUCAUUCAGGAGGUUGUGUACCGCCAUGGGCCCUUCUACAUACCAAACACCAGUCUCAAGCCCAUAGACAUCUUGGAGAGGGUGAGGGCAGGAGGCAGUAGCCCGCUGAGGCCUCACAUAGAUGGAGUCGAGUGCCCCGAGGGGAUGGAGGUGCUGAUCAAGAGCUGCUGGAGGGAGAGACCUGCAGACCGGCCUGAAUUCUCCUCCCUCAGAGUCACCAUCAAGAAGCUCAGCCCGGCUGGGGGAAGUGAGCACAUCAUGGAUGACUUGCUGUCCCGUCUGGAGCAGUACGCGUGCAACCUGGAGGAGGUGGUGAGCGAGCGCACUGCUCAGCUCCUGGAGGAGAAGAGGCGGGCCGAGGGCCUCCUCACGCAGAUGUUGCCACGGUCUGUUGCUGUGCAGCUGAUCACUGGAAACACAGUGCGGGCUGAGACAUAUGACUGUGUCACGAUUUAUUUCAGUGACAUUGAGGGUUUCACCGCCAUGUCUGCCACUCUCACACCCAUGCAGGUGGUAAAUGUACUGAAUGAUUUAUAUACAUACUUUGACACCAUCAUUGACAACCAUGAUGUUUACAAGGUUGAGACCAUCGGUGAUGCCUACAUGGUGGUUUCUGGUCUUCCUGUUAGGAAUGGAGAUGAUCAUGCUAAAGAAAUAGCCAGGAUGUCGUUGGCCAUAGUGCAGGGCAUGACCCGGUACCAGAGUGCCCAUGUGCCUGGGCAGCAGCUGAAGGUUCGCGUUGGGUUCCACUCAGGUCCAUGUGUAGCAGGUGUAGUUGGGCUGAAGAUGCCGCGAUAUUGCUUGUUUGGAGACACAGUCAACACUGCCUCAAGGAUGGAGUCUCAUGGUCUGCCUUUGAAGAUUCAUAUCAGCAGCUCCACCAAAGCUCUCCUGGACUCGUUUGGAAGCUUCCGCUGCGAGCUCAGAGGAGACAUCCACAUGAAGGGGAAAGGGCUUGUGAGGACAUUCUGGCUUUUGGGAGAGGACCAGUAAAAAUGUUUUCCCAGUGUAAUUUCAUUUUCUAUCAUUCGAAAGCAACGCUCCAUUUUUUUUCCCAGGAACCUAAUGUCUUCUAAAGCAACGUCAUUAGUUAUCUCUCCAUUUGGGUUAGUGCACAAGGCUAUGGUCCAGUGAAUGUUUUGCUAGAUUGAAGUGAUUCAAACGUCAUGUUCUGAAAAUUACACAAUUUCUCUACUCUCUUACAGUGUAAGAUCACUGUGCACCUGACCGCAUAAGAAUCUAAUUAUGGUUCACCUUGAAGAGGGCCGUUGGAGACAGGAAGGAGCCAGACAUCAACUCUGUCACUCAUUCGUGUAAUUCAGAAACCCAGGCAGUACGGCUCUGUGAAUUCAAAGUAAAAAAAUUGGACCUUAUAAUCAACAAUGAAAAGACAGCUCUCAAUUUCCAUUAUCAGUAUUAUAAUCCUAACAGAACUCCUCUAAACUACACGUUCUCCUUAGGCUGUGCAUCAAAGGUUGAUGUACCUUAGAUUGCCCCUUCAGCCAUCAUCACAAACUAAUUUUGGAAGAGUGUUGGAACAUGUUGACUACUUUCUUAAAAGCCAGCACACAGUAAUGUCUGCACAGCCGCUAGGGCAGUUCCUAAAAGCUUUGAUGUCUGUGUCCUCUUAAUUAGAGCCCCGAUAAGAUCUUCAGAUUGCCAUUGUUGAAAUGUACUCCUGUUUUCAUGUGUUCACUUAUUCUAACUCCUACUUCAUUCGCAUCCAAAAUAACAGUUGCUUGGCUAUCAGUGUUCUUAAUCAAGCAGAGUAGCUAAUUCUUUGUUUUUAAGAGAACACAGUCUGAGUAACAGCCCAUUAGUGUAAGAGCAGAAGCACACACCAAGUGGUUAGUUAUAUGGGGAAGAUGCGUAAGUUCGCCUCAGAGAUUCAAUGCUGAACAUUAUCCUACAUUGUUUUGUUUUAGCAUUGCACAAUAAUUAGUGCAACAUUGAGUGGUGUUCAGACUGAAGCCCAGAUGUUGCUUAAUAACAACUGCUAAAUGCAGGCCUUCUACUUCCAGAGUGUCAGCCUUAUUAAAUUGAAUAUAAUUCAUAUAUUAAAUAAAAUGUAAUUCACUGUUUGAUUCCUACAGUUGUUGUAGGAAUGUAAUAGUAGUAGAAAAGAUAUGUUUGCACAAGGCUUAUUCAUUUAUGCCAAAUGAAUUCACAGCAUUUACAGUGUAUUGCUAUUAAAGGCCAGCAAUGAGAAACCCUGUUUGAA